GCAGCCGACAGAGUACCUCACUGGGGACAAAUAUGGUUCAUGGACAGAUGGUGUCGGCUCUGCUGUUGGCGGUGAUGGCCUCCACGUGUCACCAGGCGAUCUGCGGCCACGCCCACUCCUACGCCCACCAGACGGGUCCUGUGGUGGGUCCCGCCCACCCAGUCACCGUGGGACACGCCGGCUAUGGGGGAUACGGGCACGGUCACGGAGGGCACAGUGUGGACUACGUGGCGUACCCGAAGUACGAGUUCGAGUACGGGGUGUCUGACGGGCACACAGGGGACCACCACUCCCAGAAGGAGCACCGCGACGGAGACGUGGUGACUGGCGAGUACUCGCUCAAGGAGGCGGACGGCAGCGUGCGCACCGUCAAGUACCACGCCGACAAGUCCGGCUUCCACCCCGUUGUGCACAACUCGCAUCACGGUUACGGGGCUGCUGUGGGAGGUGCUGGACCAAGACGUGGGUAUGGAUACUACUGAAGGUGUCCCGCUGGGUUCCACAGCAUAUCGACAGCAUUCCUGUAAUGGACGUAUCGAUGGAUGUUUUAUGUUAACAUCUUAAUGUCAAUAACUGUUCAUUAUUAUUCCAUUGAAUACUCUUUCUUGAUUGUGGUAUUGAUAUAAUCUGAUGAUAACACAGUGAAAUUUCUAUCACUGAAGA
This is a messenger RNA of Schistocerca americana (American grasshopper), 663 nucleotides long. Its product is annotated as cuticle protein 7-like. Bases 33 to 482 code for a protein of 149 amino acids. NCBI's taxonomy places the organism in Eukaryota, Metazoa, Arthropoda, Insecta, Orthoptera, Acrididae. The transcript has 4 exons. The record is from RefSeq and is a predicted model, not a curated record. Gene Ontology annotation, cellular component: extracellular matrix.